This is a messenger RNA of Hyaena hyaena (striped hyena), 945 nucleotides long. RefSeq names its product putative olfactory receptor 2W6. Bases 1 to 945 code for a protein of 314 amino acids. Gene Ontology annotation, biological process: G protein-coupled receptor signaling pathway. NCBI's taxonomy places the organism in Eukaryota, Metazoa, Chordata, Mammalia, Carnivora, Hyaenidae. Gene Ontology annotation, molecular function: olfactory receptor activity; G protein-coupled receptor activity. Gene Ontology annotation, cellular component: membrane. The transcript has 2 exons. The record is from RefSeq and is a predicted model, not a curated record.
AUGUGGUUGAAGACCAUGGAAAAAUCCAACGACAGCUCAGAGUAUGGUUUUAUCUUAGUGGGCUUCUCUGACCGGCCAAGGCUAGAGCUGGUACUCUUCAUGGUCAAUUUUACUCUGUAUUCAGUGGCUGUGCUGGGAAACUCAACCAUAAUCCUUGUGUGUAUUUUGGACCCUCGACUACAUACCCCAAUGUACUUCUUUCUGGCCAAUCUCUCCUUUCUAGAUCUCUGCUUCAGUACAAGCUGUAUCCCGCAGAUGCUGGUGAACCUCUGGGGCCCUGACAAGACCAUCAGCUACGCUGGCUGUGCGAUCCAGCUCUUCUCGUUCCUCUGCGUGGGGGGCGUUGAGUGCAUCCUCCUGGCCGUGAUGGCCUAUGACCGUUACGCUGCGGUCUGCAAGCCCCUGCACUAUCUGGUCAUUAUGCACCCCCAGCUGUGCUUACAACUGCUGGCUGUGGCCUGGGGGAGUGGACUGGUCAAUGCCAUUGUCAUGUCCCCACUCACAAUGACUCUGUCCAGAUGUGGCCGGCGCCGGGUCAACCACUUCCUCUGCGAAAUGCCAGCACUGAUCAAGAUGGCUUGUGUGGACGCCCGCGCAGUGGAGAUGCUGGCCUUCAGCUUUGCCAUCCUCAUCGUCCUCCUGCCUCUGGCUCUCAUCCUCGCGUCCUACGGCUAUAUCGCAGUAGCGGUGCUGAAGAUCAAGUCGGCUGCUGGGCGCCUCAAGGCGUUCAACACCUGCAGCUCCCACCUGACCGUGGUCUCUCUGUUCUAUGGAAGCAUCAUCUACAUGUACAUGCAGCCCGGGAACAGCGCUUCCCAAGACCAGGGCAAGUUUCUCACCCUCUUCUACAACCUGGUCACUCCUAUGCUGAACCCACUCAUCUACACCUUACGGAAUAAGGAGGUAAAGGGUGCGCUGAGAAAGGUGUUGGGGAGGCAACCCUGA